Lachancea mirantina is the source of this 204-nucleotide messenger RNA. Lineage: Eukaryota; Fungi; Ascomycota; Saccharomycetes; Saccharomycetales; Saccharomycetaceae. The record is from the annotation of a GenBank genome assembly.
AUGAACAGAUUCUUGAUUGUCGUCGUUGCAUUUGCUUACUACUGUGUAUGGAUAGGUCUGCCGAUUUUCGACGGUGAAGGGAAAGUAUGGUUUUUUCCGCUACCGAGUUCCAUCGCGGUGCUUGUACCUGCUGUGCUGCUUCUUUGUGGUACGCUCUUGGUAGGAACAUUUUCUGGGUUAUUGCUGCUUUUGCAUCACGAAUGA